Messenger RNA from Melampsora larici-populina 98AG31, 1906 nucleotides. Its product is annotated as carboxylesterase. Bases 1 to 1761 code for a protein of 586 amino acids. The transcript has 9 exons. The record is from RefSeq and is a predicted model, not a curated record. NCBI's taxonomy places the organism in Eukaryota, Fungi, Basidiomycota, Pucciniomycetes, Pucciniales, Melampsoraceae.
AUGAAUUUAAUAGUUCGAUGUACAACAAUUCCCAAGAGGAAUCCUAUAGCCAUCAUUCAGUUCAUUCUCCUCUUAUUACUUAUUCAAGCCAUCCAUUACGUAGAAGCGGUGAACACACUCUAUAAUGAAUCUCAACUUCAAAUCAAUACUACCUCUGGUCGGUUCAUCGGUCUUAGCACUCAUCUCGAAACACCUCACCCUGUGAGUUGUUGGCUCGGUAUACCUUAUGCCGAGAAACCUAUUGGUCCAUUACGAUACAAAGCGCCUAUUCCUCUCAUCAACCAAACCCAAUCCUCCGAGUCCGAUCAACCGCUUCAAACAGCAUGGGAAUUUGGAAAUGCUUGUCCUCAGGGACCUUCACCAGAUAUACCGGUACCAAUCUCAGAAGAUUGUUUAUCACUCAAUAUUUAUAAACCUACUGAGCCACCACCAAGUCCAAAGCAGAAAACUUUUCAAAGUUCACAUCCACUUUUACCAAUUUUAGUUUGGAUUCAUGGAGGUGGUCUCACAUAUGGAUCUUCAUCUCAAUAUGAUGGGAGUGCCAUCGUUAGCCAUAGUCAUGGAAUGAAAAAACCUAUUAUAGUGAUCACGAUCAAUUAUCGGCUCAAUAGCUUUGGAUUUUUGGCUUCGGAUACUUUACCCGUUGAAGACCUUUCUGCUGGACUUCAAGAUCAAAUAGCUGCACUUAAAUGGAUCGGAGUCAACGCAGCCAGCUUUGGAGGAGACGUGAAAAAUCACAGAACCUCUUUAGAGCUUCUAUCAUGGACUCUGGUGGAGCAACAAGGUUGUAAUGAUCUUAAAAGUCAAUUCAUGGAUUCUUUAGAUUGUCUUAGAUCUUUACCUGAAAAACUUUUAACUAAUCUUACGGGAAAAUUAACACAGUAUGGUAGAUUUCAAAAACAAAUCAUUUGGAAUCCAACUUGGAAGAUCGGAUCUUGGAUUAAUCAAAGACCAUCUAAAAAUUUAAAAUCUAAUCAGUUUCUUAAAAUUCCUGUGAUCAUGGGAUGUAAUCAAGAUGAAGGUACUUAUGGUGGAAUUGGAGCUGUUCCAAGUUGGUCAGAUGAAGUUAUUCAUGAUUUCAAUAGGUACAUCGAUACCUCCGAUCCAGUUACUCAAAAACCCAUGAUCCUAGACCCUAAUCAAAAUCAAGAUUUAUCUUCCAACGAAUCCGAUCAACUUUUAUCAACAUUUAUAUCUAAUUCUUCAGUUUUUGAUCUUAGAACAUCAAAUCCUAAUGUGUUAAAUCGAUUAAUUCAACUUUAUCCUGAUCAAGCUGAACUGGGUGCACCUUAUUUUACUGGAAAUCAAACUUUUGGAUUACCUUCUAGUUUUAAAAGAUUAGCUGCUUGGUUCGGAGAUGCUCAUUAUGAAGCUCCUAGACGAUUAAUGUCUUCUAUUACUUCAUCUCGUCAACCUACAUAUGUAUACCGUUUCACUGGUCCAAGAAACACUUCUGAGUCUAGUUUCCUAGGAGUACACCAUAGUGCAGAAUUCGCUCUUAUCUUCGAUAGUGGUUGGUAUCAAGAUUUAACAGAUGAAGAUAAGGUUGCAACUUAUGCUUUAUCAAAAAAGAUGAGAACAUAUUAUAUUAAUUUUGUUAAUGAACUUGAUCCAGGAAAAGAUUGGCCAUUAUACAAACCAGAGAGUAAACUUGUGAUGAAACUUGAUAAAUAUAAUUCAUCAAUUAUUAAGGAUGUUUGGAGAAUUGAAGCUAUGGAUUAUAUGAACAGUGAAGAAGUAUUUGAUAUGUACUCUGUUUAGAAACCAGUUUGAUUAUUUUUUUCGCGAUUCUUUUAAAGGUUGUAAGUGAUUUGUAACAGAUGAAAUCUUUAUAAUCAUCAUACAUCUUGUUGUUGUAGAUCUCAUUGUAGAAAUGUUGUGGGUAAUUUGUACCCAAGUUAUCUUC